Tarenaya hassleriana is the source of this 2306-nucleotide messenger RNA. RefSeq names its product pescadillo homolog. Bases 338 to 2125 code for a protein of 595 amino acids. The record is from RefSeq and is a predicted model, not a curated record. The transcript has 14 exons. Gene Ontology annotation, cellular component: nucleolus; PeBoW complex. Gene Ontology annotation, molecular function: RNA binding. Lineage: Eukaryota; Viridiplantae; Streptophyta; Magnoliopsida; Brassicales; Cleomaceae. Gene Ontology annotation, biological process: maturation of LSU-rRNA from tricistronic rRNA transcript (SSU-rRNA, 5.8S rRNA, LSU-rRNA); ribosome biogenesis.
AGGGUUUUGUUAAGGUGUUUCUUUUGCUCUCCUCCCUUUUUGAAGCUCUCUCCUUCCCCGCGGCCGGGUACCUUCACCAACUCUCUUUGCAAUUCACCCACCGCCACCGCAACCGUCACAGUCACCGUCACCGUCACCGAGCUCACCUCUCUCCCUUUGUCUGUCGUCUAUCGCGUGUAUCUCAGUAAACGGUGGUGAUCCUCUCCAAAUUCCUGUGUUUUCCCUUGCCGACAUUUGCGGUCUCGCUUUCUGCAGAACCCUAGCGAGUUUCCGCUUUUCUUCGGAGAUUCUUAAGCCCUAGCGAGUCUUGCAAGUUCUGCUCUCUCUGUGAUUCAUCAUGCCGAAGCACUACAGACCGCCGGGAAAGAAGAAGGAAGGAAAUGCUGCCAAGUAUAUGACCAGAACGCAGGCCUUGAAACAUCUUCAAGUCAAUCUGAAUCUGUUUAGGAGACUGUGCAUCGUGAAGGGUGUGUUUCCCCGGGAGCCAAAGAAGAAAAUUAAGGGAAACCAUCACACGUACUAUCAUGUUAAGGAUAUUUCUUUCCUUCAACAUGAACCAUUACUUGAGAAGUUCAGAGAAAUAAGGACAUACCAGAAAAAGGUAACCAAAGCCAAGGCUAAGAAAAAUGAGGAGCUAGCACGUCUUCUGCUUACGCGUCAACCGACAUACAAACUAGAUAGAUUGAUCCGAGAAAGGUAUCCUACCUUUGUUGAUGCGCUUAGAGACUUGGACGACUGUCUCACCAUGGUUCAUCUUUUUGCGGUGUUACCUGCCACAGACAGGGAAAAUCUCGAUGUUAAACGUGUGCACAACUGUAGAAGAUUGAGUCAUGAAUGGCAAGCUUACAUAUCUCGUACCCAUUCGUUACGGAAGGUGUUUGUGUCUGUUAAAGGCAUAUAUUAUCAGGCUGAGGUUGACGGGCAAAAGAUUACUUGGUUGACACCUCACGUAUUACAGCAAGUUAUGACAAAUGAUGUUGAUUUUGGAGUCAUGCUGACAUUUUUGGAAUUUUAUGAAACUCUACUUGCCUUUGUCAACUUCAAGAUGUAUCACUCUGUAAAUGUAAAGUAUCCACCUAUCCUUGAUCCUCAAUUGGAGGCUUUAGCAGCAGAUCUCUAUGCAUUGUCAAGAUAUAUAGAUGCUAGCUCGAAGGGUUUGGCCUUGAAACCUCAAGCCAUUGGUUCAUCUAACUCAGAGUCAAGUGCCAAUGAGGAGUCUGAUCUCCGACUUUCGCAAUUGCAGCACCAGCUGCCCUCUAAUGAGCCUGGAGCAUUGAUGCACCUUGUUGCGAAUGAAGAGGUUGAAGAUGAUGAAGAAACAAAGGUGUGCAAGAAGCUCUUCAAGGGUAUGAAAUUUUUCCUCAGUCGCGAGGUUCCAAGAGAGUCAUUGCUUUUUGUCAUUCCUUCUUUCGGGGGUGUCGUAUCUUGGGAAGGUGAAGUUGCGCCUUUCAAGGAAGAUGAUGAAACUAUCACACAUCAGAUUGUUGAUAAGCCAAGCCAAGGUCAUCUGUACCUGUCAAGGGAAUACAUCCAGCCACAGUGGAUUUAUGAUUGUGUGAAUGCAAGGAUAAUCUUGCCAACUGAGAACUACAUGGUUGGAAGGAUUCCUCCUCCGCACUUGUCACCAUUUGUUGACAACGAAGCAGAGGGAUAUGUUCCUGAUUAUGCUGAAACCAUCAAAAGGCUACAAGCUGCGGCCAGAAGUGAAGUUUUGCCAUUGCCUGAUGUCGGGAAAGAUGAUCUGGAACAUCCACAGAGCUUAUUGGCCGAAGGUUUUAUGAGCCGUGCCGAGGCAGCUGAAGCUGCUGAGAGGAAGAAGAAGAUGAUGGUCCUGGAGAAGCAGUACCAUGAUGAACUGAAAAUGGAACUCAAGGGAGUUGGGACAGUAGACGAUGAUAAGGUUGAUGACUUGGACGAUAGGGGGCAAGAAGAAGAAGAAGAAAAGGAAGAAGAGCCACGUCUUGAUGAUGCAGCCAAUCAAACCAAUGACGAGAACGCGGACAUGGGUACUGUGUUGAUGUCUCGUAAGAAGAGGAAGCUCUAUGAAGCCAUGAAGAUAAGUCAGAAACGAAAGAAGGCCGGCGUCGAACGUCUCAAGGAGCGUAAGAAGAAAUUGGAGAAAUAAAAGAUAAAAGGCCGAAUACAAAGGAGCGAUCCUUUAUUUAUUAUUAAAAGCUUACUUUAAGAUUUCUCUGUCAUCGAUUUGUAUCCUUCACUUAAAAAUAUUCAUCUGACUUUGGGCCUUAAAGCCCAAAUUUUGACCGCAUAAAUACGCUUUAAAUAUGGGUUCUUUAAUUAAACUUUAA